UCUCUGAGCAAACUUUGUGAAGAACCCCUUCUGAGACCUUUGCCCUCGGGAUGCCUUAGGUCUGAAAUGGAGGCACACAGCGCUGACACGAACCAGAAAUAAGCAGGAGAAAGACCUCUUUCGAGCGACACACCUGGGAAUUCAAGGAGGAAAAGAGGGGUUUGGGAAAGAGACCAGAAGACAACAGCCACACAAAGACUGAGAAGAGGACAUCUUGUGCUUUUAAGGGGUAUUCAUGCCUGUGAACUCCUGCCGUAAUAUUUGAAUCAUAAAUGUAAAAGAAUGGAAAAUCUUCCUCAUCCCUGUUCCACAUCACACGCAGGGGAGAAGCUGCAUAAGUGUGUGGAGUGUGGGAAAUGUUUCACGGGGAGAAGUUCUCUUAGCAAACACCAACGAACUCACACAGGAGAGAAGCCAUAUACGUGCAUGGAGUGUGGGAAGAGCUUCAGUCUGAAUGCAAGCCUGCAUCGCCAUCAAAGGCUCCACACAGGGGAGAAGCCCUAUACGUGCAUGAGAUGCGGAAAGAGCUUCAGCCACAGUGGAGCUCUGCAUUCCCACCUGAAGACCCACACGGGGGAGAAGCCGUAUCAAUGCACAGAAUGUGGAAAGAGCUUCAAUCACAGUGGAAAGCUGCUUUCCCAUCAAAGGAUCCACACAGGGGAGAAGCCAUAUCAGUGCAUGGAGUGUGGAAAGAGUUUCACUGAAAGUGGAGCUCUGCAUUCUCACCAAAGGACCCACACAGGAGAGAAGCCGUAUCAAUGCGUGGAAUGUGGAAAGAGUUUCAGUCUGAAUGGAAACCUGCACUCACACCUAAAGACCCACACAGGGGAGAAGCCCUAUCAGUGCUUGGAAUGUGGAAAAAGCUUCAGUGAGAGUGGCAAACUGUAUAUCCAUCAGAGGACCCACACAGGGGAGAAGCCAUUUCAGUGCAUGGAAUGUGGAAAGGGCUUCAGUCAGAGUGGAGAUCUGCGUUCCCAUCAAAGGACCCACACAGGGGAGAAGCCACACGAAUGCAUGGAAUGUGGAAAGAGGUUCUGUCGGAGUGGAGAUCUGCGUUCCCAUCAAAGGACCCACACAGGGGAGAAGCCACAUACGUGCAAGGAAUGUGGAAAGAGCUUCAGUCGGAGUGGAAGUCUGCGUUUGCACCAAAAGACCCACACAGGGGAGAAGCCCUUUCAGUGCAUGGAAUGCGGAAAGAGCUUCAGCCGGAGCGACAAACUGUAUACUCAUCACAAGACCCACACAGGGGAGAAGCCGUAUCAGUGCAUGGAAUGUGGAAAGAUCUUCAGUCACAGUGAAGAUUUGAAUUCCCAUCAAAGGACGCACACGGGAGAAGCCACAUGAAUGCAUGGAAUGAGGGAAAGGCUUCAGUCGGAGUGACAAACUGUGAUAUUUUUGUGUAUAUGUGAGGCAUUGCAUUUGGCAUUUAUUAUGUUGUAAACUGCUUUGAGUCCCCUCAGGGGUGAGAAAUGUGGUAUAGAAA
Anolis sagrei ordinatus is the source of this 1483-nucleotide messenger RNA. Lineage: Eukaryota; Metazoa; Chordata; Lepidosauria; Squamata; Anolidae. The record is from RefSeq and is a predicted model, not a curated record.